CUUCGGGGUUGUACACACCAUACGAACCUGACUAACUAUGUGGGUCGAGCAGGGAGUGCCGCGUCUUGAACAUUGAAACGUUGACACAACGUGGCCCGAACUUCCGAUUUCGGUGGCAGGUUCAAUUCGUACAGUAAGUACUGCCAUAAGGCUAGUGCGACUGACUAUGUAUAGAGACCGCCACCAAUAAAAUGACAGGGUUCCUGCAUCCAGCUUGAGAUAAACGUGAUAUGGAACUCGAUCGAAGCUUGAAUUAUACAGCAUGGAGGCUCCCGAACCGAUGCUGAGUUUUAUAGAUAUAUACCCCAAACCUGCUGCCUCCCUUGGACAGAACGAAUUCCCGAGAUCCUCUUACAAACUGCAAUGCAAAUAGUAUCCCUCCAUCUUCCAACAGUCCACCAACCAAGUCGACCUAUCCCGAUCCAUGGAUCUGAUGUUCAGAAAGUCAUAUGGUCUUCCGAUGGACGUCUGAAGCUCAGGCCCAUGCCUGCCGAAAGAGUACAAGCACAGAGAUAUAAACCAGGCAACAUCAUUCAGAGAGACAUUGGGAACUUCAACAUCCCACACAUGAUGAUAGAUCCUAUCGAGAUAUCAGCUCCUCCUGGAUGGCAAGCCUACAUUCAUCCUGAAGGCCGUCUCUAUUACUGUUAUGAGAACGUGGUGACUUUUGACGGAUGUUCAAGAAAAAUUCACGUUAUAACGCAGGCGGAUCUCGUUCGCGACGGAGUUGCUGAGACAAUCGAGGACCUUGCAAAACUCGCUUAUAGUCAUGCUUGUCACUAUUCUUCUUUCCCGGCGAAUGUAGACCUCGUAUUGGAACCUAAGGAUGUCGGAGAAACCAUUAUAGGAGAAUAUUAUUUCGUGCAUCAUAAGAACAGGUGCCUGUUCUGGUUGCUGGACUUCGAUGCCGUCGACAUCCUGCGAGAAUGCAGUGGAGUCACUGAACUUGCUCAUAAGAAGAUUGAGUUGGAGGCUCAGUACUGGAAACAUAUCGACCUGUUUCCGCACGCAAGUGCUCUCCACUCCGAGGUCCUUCGACAAUUGCAGCAGAUCAUUCGUUUUGCGAUAAGCGAUUGCAUGACUUCGGAAGUAUCGGCAGUCUGUGCUUUCAGCAUGGAUGUCCUCAGGAACACUCUGGACCUCAUCAAAGAUGUAGAUGUGGAGGACGAUUGGAUUCAGUCGGCACAUGACAAAUGUCUCGUCGCAAGGACAAUGAACCAUUUUAGACAUUGUCAAUACCUCAACUACUAUGGGCAGCGAGGCGCACGGCUCUCUCGAGACCAGACUGUACAUGGCAACUCCUACGAAAAGCGGUCCGUUAUGAUGAAAUGUCUUGCACCCUUGCUCUUCAAUGCUCCUUAUGAGCACGUCCACUCUCUUCACAAACUCUACGUCGACUCCAUAGUUCAUCAGCUCGACUGGCGCACCUUCGUUCAAAAGCUGAACGCCGAGAUGCAGGACUUCAAUCUGCUCGCGACCGUGCUCUUGAGUGUCAAUGUUGGCUUUUUGGCGAUUCAGAGCGUAGAUAAUGGUGGAGGAUAUUCUUUAUCGCAGAUCACGAGCUACGUUUCUGUGAUCUCAAGUUUUGGGUGCAUGCUGCUUGGUGUGAAUAUCGCGAGACAAAGCUACACUCAAGGUCCAGACAUGGUCGAUAAUGUGCAAGCACACCUGCAGAGCAUGGUGCACCCCAAGCACGGCCUCGAGACGCUUGCAAUCAUAUACAGCCUACCGUAUGCUUUACUCAUGUGGGGGAUGAUAUUUUUCGUGAUUGCAUUUUUAGCUGAAUGUUUUCGUAACUCGACUGUGGUACCCUCGGUCCCUGUAGGUGUGACGGCGCUCAUUGUGCUGGUGCUUGUCGGGUGGUCUUCAAGUUGUCACAAGUUGGGAGACCCAAAUCUCAGGGCGGGCUGUGGGUACUUGUCUGAAAGUGUGCUCGCGGCAGGAAAGUGGGCCAAGGAUCUACCCAGGCGGAUUCCGGCAGUGUUGCGCUCAUGCGCCUCGGUAAGCGAAAAGAAUCAAUUGGGUCCGGAGUUGGGUCUUUGAAGGUGGGAAAUUAUAAAAACCCCGCUGUCGGGCAUCAAUGUUACUGUA
Suillus fuscotomentosus is the source of this 2091-nucleotide messenger RNA. RefSeq lists its product as uncharacterized. The coding region runs from base 364 to 2043 and encodes 559 amino acids. NCBI's taxonomy places the organism in Eukaryota, Fungi, Basidiomycota, Agaricomycetes, Boletales, Suillaceae. The transcript is spliced from 12 exons. The record is from RefSeq and is a predicted model, not a curated record.